UCUUCCUGAGCAAACUUCUUAAUCGUUUCCUACCUGUCUACUCGAUCCUCCACCGUAGUCACGACCGACACCGCGCCCUGUUCUUAAAUCGCCAAAUUUCUCCGUGCCCUCAAACCUAACUAUUCACACCCCAACAUGUCGCCGUCGACAUCUCAUAUAUCGGGCCAGUUGAGGCAGCUAAUAUACUAUCAUCUUGAUAAUAAUCUGAUUCGAAAUGCGCUAUUUCUUGCUGGUCGUCUGCAUGCCUAUGAACCUCGAACAUCGGAAGCUUCCUAUCUACUCUCCUUAUGUCAUCUACUCAACGGGCAAAUCAAGGCAGCUUAUGAUUACAGCAAGAACUUUGGGUCGAGGGGUACUCAUUUGGGCUGCUCUUAUGUCUAUGCGCAGGCGUGUCUCGACUUGGGGAAAUAUCUUGAUGGCAUUGCGGCGCUGGAACGGAGCAAAAGCCUUUGGACUUCUAAAAAUCAUUGGAACAAACACAGCGAAACACGCAGGCAGCACCUACCCGACGCGGCUGCAGUUCUGUGCUUGCAGGGAAAACUAUGGCACGCUCAUAAAGACCUCAACAAGGGAGUGGAAUGCUACGUCGAAGCUUUGAAACUGAAUCCUUUUAUGUGGGAUGCCUUUCUGGGUUUGUGCGAGACAGGUGUCAAUAUUCGAGUCCCAAAUAUUUACAAAAUGAGCUCCGAGCUACUUUCUGUUCUAUCGUCAUCACAGGAAGGUAUCGAUCUUCCGCCUGACAAAGUUGCACCUGCAGGUGGACCGUUGCAAACUUCAGCAAAUGUGAAUCCAAGCUUGGAUCCCUUUAUGUCUGCCGCGCCCCGCAGUGAUUCAGGCACUACACAUGGAAGCUCCGCCUUAUGGGAGAAAUUGAACGGAAGCACUGUCAGCGUGGCAUCGAAUGGAGCAUCAACACCAGCUAUUCGGGAAGGAACAGAAACCCCUGGGGGCCAGAGCAGUGAGUCUGAUGAAUUUCGCGUGGCUAACGGUGCUGGGGAUACAUCGUGGGAGCCUCCCUUAGCUCCAGCUAGAAAAAAUCGCACGAUUCAAUCGAUCGGGGCAGAUCAUGCAAUGGACCCUCCGCCGAAAAUGAAGCCGACGGGUAUUAGACAAAGGACGAGAAUGAGAGUCGACCAAGAGGAACAAACGACAACCCAAUUGGAAAAGGAAUCUGUAACAGGAUCCAGAGUUGGCGACCGCAAGCGAACGGUUUCCGGCCAGGUAGCUCAUCCACCAGCACCAACAGAACCUGGGGCUCCUCAACGCCGCAGCGUACGUCUAUUCAACCAGAUUAAGCCCACAACUAGCAAGCUUUCAACCACGGCGUUAGGCGCAAAGGACGGCCGGGAACUCAAAAAGGUCAAAGCUACCGGUGCCAAGGGGCGUACUACGGCAGCCACAAGUGUAGGCCGUGUUGUGAGCGGUAAUAGGAAGCAUAUCGGCGAGAUACACGAGAGCGAUGGGAAAGAGCAUCGUCCGGUAUCGACUGUUCAUAAUGCGGCCACCAAUAUUGCCUCUAAGGCCGCGACGAUUGAAAAGUCGAAGUCCAUUGAAGCCCUGACAUGGCUGUUGGAACUUUUCUCCAAACUGGCUUCAGGAUACUUUGCUUUGAGUCGUUAUCGGUGUACUGAUUCCAUACAAAUAUUCAAUGCGCUUUCUCAGGGCCAGCGAGAAACGCCUUGGGUUCUUUCGCAAAUCGGGCGAGCGUACUACGAGCAAGCAAUGUAUUCAGACGCUGAGAAAUAUUUCGUACGGGUCAGAAACAUGGCACCUUCCAGGCUGGAUGAUAUGGAGAUUUACUCGACUGUUCUCUGGCAUCUGAAAAACGACAUCGAACUAGCCUAUUUAGCGCAUGAGCUAAUGGAAGUCGAUCGCUUAUCCCCCCAAGCAUGGUGCGCCAUUGGCAAUUCGUUCUCACAUCAACGCGAUCACGACCAGGCUCUAAAGUGUUUCAAGCGAGCGACACAAUUAGAUGCUCAUUUCGCCUAUGGUUUUACCUUGCAGGGACACGAAUAUGUAGCAAACGAAGAAUAUGACAAAGCACUGGAUGCCUACCGGCAUGGCAUCAGUGCCGAUAGCCGCCACUACAAUGCGUGGUACGGAUUGGGCACCGUAUACGACAAAAUGGGCAAACUUGACUUCGCUGAACAACAUUUCCGUAAUGCAGCAAGCAUUAACCCUACAAAUGCGGUGCUAAUCUGUUGUAUUGGUCUGGUCCUGGAAAAGAUGAACAAUCCAAAAGCAGCUCUCAUUCAAUAUGGGCGAGCCUGUUCACUGGCACCACAUUCCGUCCUUGCUAGGUUCCGCAAGGCUCGUGCAUUGAUGAAGCUGCAAGAGCUCAAAUUGGCUCUAGCAGAGUUGAAGAUUCUUAAAGAUAUGGCUCCGGACGAAGCAAACGUGCAUUAUCUCUUGGGUAAACUUUACAAAAUGCUGCAUGACAAGGCCAACGCUAUCAAACACUUCACCACGGCGUUGAAUUUGGAUCCCAAGGCGGCACAAUACAUAAAGGACGCUAUGGAAUCAUUAGAUGACGAAGAGGAGGACGAUGAAGAUAUGGCUUGAUUUCUACGGCUCUCCUUUUACCCCUGUCCCAGGCUUUCCUAAACAUCCCACACAUAUGACACUUUCUUUACAUUCGUCCGAUCUGCUUCGGUUUCCUCAACAUUUGGACUUGAGCCACGCUCCUGCUUGGGGUUCUAAUUCAUGACGGUUGGCGUUUUUCCCUAUUUUUCUCCUUUCUGGGUCAAAACUGCGUGAGCAUCAGCAUUACACGGGCGUUAAUAGGCCGGUUGGGUAGAGAGAGCGUUUCCCAGCAUCAGGCUCUCGAAAAGGUGUCGAGGCUCUUUGGUUCUGUACAUUAGCGUGGGUUGGCUUUCUCGCGUUUUAGCUGCGAAUGAGAUAUGAAGACACCAGGCGACAGAUUCGUGGACAUAUGCCGUCUGUCGUGCGAGGCAUUUCCAUACUCAAUUCAUCUUUAUGCAUAUUCUUACAUUUGAAGGAACUCAACCGAGGUAAAAACCAGUAAGACGCUCAUCAAACACCACAUCCCUGCAUUGUCACCUGCUCAUCAGGGAAGCAAAGGCGGUGAGCGGGGCCAA
Messenger RNA from Aspergillus pseudonomiae, 3098 nucleotides. Its product is annotated as anaphase promoting complex subunit bimA. Gene Ontology annotation, molecular function: protein binding. Lineage: Eukaryota; Fungi; Ascomycota; Eurotiomycetes; Eurotiales; Aspergillaceae. The coding region runs from base 136 to 2562 and encodes 808 amino acids. The transcript has 4 exons. The record is from RefSeq and is a predicted model, not a curated record. Gene Ontology annotation, biological process: cell division.